Messenger RNA from Styela clava, 2663 nucleotides. Its product is annotated as chymotrypsinogen A-like. Lineage: Eukaryota; Metazoa; Chordata; Ascidiacea; Stolidobranchia; Styelidae. Gene Ontology annotation, biological process: proteolysis. The record is from RefSeq and is a predicted model, not a curated record. Gene Ontology annotation, molecular function: serine-type endopeptidase activity.
UAAUACUGCAGUUGGGAAACUUUGCACUAAUGCAAAGUCGUGGAGGAAAGCUUCGUAACUAGUCUCGUGUAAUCUCAACUGAUAGCUGUAUUUGUAUUUUAUUAAGAUUUAAAUAAAAAACAUAAUUUCAAGGAUGGAUCUUGCAACACGAAACGUUAUUUUAUUUGUUUCAAUGAUGUAUAUCAUACAGGAUGCGAUAGCAAUGAGGUCAAUCACCAGGCAAUUCAACCCGCCACCGAAAGUCGGUGACGUCAUUACAAUACGAGGCAUCGCGUCAGCAAAGUCAGUCGCUUUCAUCCGGUUACACAGCCCGGUGGGGAGCUGCGAUACAGAGUACUUUCAUAGACGAAGUACUGGACAGCGUGGAUUGACUUGUAACCCAUUGGUUCUGAAAUUACUGACAAGAAAACAAAAGAUACAUUAUCAGAAGAAAGGGAUGUUCUCGGGAAAUAGAGACGUUCAUAUUUUUUCCAAAUUACAUUCAGAACUUCGGAAUGGUCUCCCGUACAUAUUGAAUAUUACUGUAACUGAAAGAGGUUAUGACGUCAAGUUUAAUAAUGACGAAAUAAUCAACUUUGUGAAUCCUGAUACACGGAGUGUUGAAAUGAUAAGAGCAUACUCAGGUAAUUACAAAGAAAUCACAUUGGACAGAGGAUACACUAUACCAUUUAACGUUCCAAACUGUGGUAUUCGGAGUCUAAGUGCUGAAGAAUCUUUGCAUCAGAGAAUUAUGAAUGGAAAAGAUGCCAAACCUGGAGCUUAUCCGUGGCAGGUGUCAAUAAGAAACAAGAACCUUGUCUCAAGUUCACAAUGCUAUCAUUUUUGUGGGGGAACACUGAUUAGUAGUUGUUGGGUUGUCACUGCUGCUCAUUGCGUGAUGACCCUUAGUAAAUACAAAGAAAAUUACGAGAUACUCGUCGGUGAUUAUUAUAAUGGAGACGCUCCUGCUUUUGGGAAUCUGGAAGAUGAACAGACUUUUGAUAUAGAAGCAGUAUACGUUCAUUCAGAAUUCAAAUAUGAUCAUGUAUGGAGGAACGAUAUAUCUUUGAUAAAACUCAAAUCAAAUAAUGGACAAUGUGCUGUGUUCAGCAAGUACGUUAUCCCGGCCUGUUUACCAGAACCCACUGAUGAAGCGUUUCCAACGAACACUCAUUGUCAUAUAACAGGAUGGGGUGCACAGAAUUAUACAGAUAGAGAUAGAUGUCAUGAUCACCCACCAAUACUUCAAUACGGACUGGUGAGACUCAGAGACUACACCGAAUGCAGUUUGCUACAUGGAAAUGUACCUGACACUGAUGAAAAAUAUAUUUCUGAUGGAAUGCUGUGCGCAGGGAACAAAGGCGUUGAUACUUGCCAAGGUGACAGCGGUGGACCGCUAGUCUGUCAGAAGAAAUCAAACAAACAACCGUUUGUAUUGACGGGCGUUACGAGUUGGGGUCUUGGAUGUGGCGAUCUCGUGAAGCCUGGAGUCUACACAAAUAUUUCAAAAUAUAUAGACUGGAUAAUAGAUGCGAGAUACGGCGUAUUUUAAUUGAUUAAUGCUGACAUGGGAAGCCCACGGCCCAUCUGAAGCUGCCACAACCAAACUAAAAUCAAAAUUUGAUGUUUUAGCUAAACAAUAACUAAAUGAAUUUUUGGAGAUUGCGAUUAAAUUUAGUUUUGGCACGAGGCCUACCACUGCGAAUAUUGUUGAUAAAAUGUAAAUUUUUGAGUCACACUUACAUGGGCCGCCAGUCUAGGUGGGCAAAAUUUUUGCCCCUGGUCCAAAAACGUUGCUCAUCUCUGGUUUAAUUUAAAACGUGGCUAGUUUUUAGCAUUGUAAAUGGGAGUGUCAAUGCUGCUGUUUAAGGAACACAAAUUCUCUUUAUUCUUCAACCACAGGACCGCACCCUUUCAAAUUGCUUGCAUAUUAAGAUUUGAAUAUAUUCUAUGUCUUCUAUAUAUAUAUAUAUAUAUAUUAAUAUGAUUUCUCCGAUUCUUGAUGCCCAUUUAAAUUAACCCAAAUCUUGGCAACUUCAAAGUUACGCCGUCAUAGAGAUGAUUAAUUUUGCUGCGAUCCUUCUCAGCAAUACGAGAACACCGGUAACAUUAUCUUUCGUGUUAUAUAUCUCUAGUUCCAUAUUGUUUUGUAAUAGGAAUUAAAAGUAGAUUGCCGUAUUAAAUGUUUCUUAAUAACCAUACUUUAACUUUUAUUUUUACAUUUUAUAAGUGCGCCUUGUUGGUAAAAUGGGGCAAGGAGGGAAUGUAUUAGAAUAGGUUGGGGACCACUGGUGUAAUGUAAUAGGUAUACCACAUUGGGUCCUAUUUAAAAUUAAGGAAUUUUCUGUAUAUUGGACUCUGCUUGACUUGAACAUUGUUGAUCAUAAAUAGGAGACACCUUCAAUAAACUGCUAAUGGUUCAUGGGAAAUGUCAUAGGUAGCUGAUUUUGUAAUGAUAAUGAGUUGAAAUACUCCAAUUCAGCAUUUACAGGUACAUACAACACCAAAAAAAGCUGUAUAAUUACACGAGUUCUGAAUAUUCUAGUGGUUUCGUGACCACAAUAAAAAUUGAAGCCCGUGAUAGCCCUGAAGGCCGCCCAGAAACUAGAUGGUCGCUUGUCACUUUUUUAACAGAUGAGUCUGCUGGAUUUGAGCAAUAAUAAUAAAAUAAAUGAAAUGCGUAA